CAUGACAGUAAUGGGCCGGGCUAUUUGCCGACGGAAACUCGUUUCGGACACGUGACAAUCCGAGAUUCAUCGAUCCUACGUGGCUCAGCCGUGUAUUUCGGAUACGACAUAUUAGCAACCCUCUUUUUCACCCAGAAUCUUUCUCUUUCAGAAUCCAGAAAAUACUUCUUCUUCUCAAUACAUCCACAGGAGAAAAUCAAACGAAGAUUAAAAUAUUUAAACUCGAAGGCAUCUGCUUUUCAAAAACAAAUUUGGAUUUGGGAAUUUUGUUGGAGUAAAAAAAACCUUCGUGCUUGGUGCGUCGAUUCUGGUUUCCUCUCCUUUCGCUUUUCGUGUUGCUUGCUCUCGAUUUCUAGGGUUUUCAUCUGAUCAUCUCUUCUUCUCUCUCGCCUCUGGAGGGUACUUUUCUCUUGGACUGGGCAGAAGAGCUUUUCUUCUAUAGCUGAAGUGUGAUUGUAGUCUGCGACGUAACUUGUUCAGAGGUUCGAUGGAUGAUGGGGGAUAUGGACUUUGAGGAAGUAUAUUUGAUUUCCUGAGUCUGGGACCUGACCAAGCCAAAAAUCUUUUGGGGGCUUUUCAUUGGCUCGGACUUCAGGGAUUUGUCACACGUGUCGAGUUGCAAACGUUAAUAAAUGGAGGACGAUGGAGAGCUGGGGAUGUUCUUUCCUAAUUGGAACAGCAAGAACCCAGUUGAAAUGGUUGAGUCUCGCGGGUUAAUGUUAUCUUGCUUUAUCGCUGCCCUUGUUGGUAUUUUAACCAUAGCCUACACUACUUUUCAAUGGCGAAGAAAUAUCAACUUAAGUUGGACCAAAGCCAUCGCCAGGUCGAAGAAAAAUCCAAAGGCUCGGCAUAAGGUUCCUGUUUCCCCACAUAGCUGGGAGCUCGACUCUACAUCUCGUGCGAAGAACUUGAACUGCUGCGUAUGCUUGAAGUCGAUGUCACCAUCUCAGACAAUUGUGGCUUCAGAAAGUUUCAUUCAUAGGUGCACGAUAUGCGGGGCUGCAGCCCAUUUUGGCUGUUCUUCAAGUGCGCCUAAAGACUGCAAGUGUGUCUCCAUGACCGGAUAUGAGCAUGUGGUGCACCAGUGGGCAGUGCGGUGGACAGAAGGUGCUGAUCAGCCUGAUGAUUCCUCGUUUUGUAGCUACUGUGACGAGUCAUGUAGUAGCUCCUUUCUUGGGGGUUCUCCUAUAUGGUGCUGCUUGUGGUGCCAACGUCUUGUGCAUGUUGACUGUCACAGUAAUAUGUCAAAUGAAACAGGUGACAUUUGUGAUCUAGGCCCGCUUAGAAGGUUAAUUCUGUGCCCUCUCUACGUUAAGGAAUUGACACGGAAUCCCUCUGGAGGAUUUUUGAGCACAAUCACGCAUGGUGCGAACGAACUUGCAUCUACCGUCCGUGCCAGCAUCAGGAGUCAAAGCAAAAAAUACAAGCAAGCUAAUGAAACUUCAGUUGACUCAGGUAAUAGUGGUAGCAUUUGCGAUGAAUCGACGGAAAGCACAGCUGAUACAGGUCCAGCUGCUAAUGGCACCCAUGCCAUGGUGGAAAAUUCUAGCAGCCUUAUGAAUGGGGGUUCCUCUCACGGCGACAGCGACAGCAAUGGCAAGCUGGAGAAGAAGACUAGUGUUAAAAGAAGUGGGUCUUUUGGUCAGAAGGAUGAAUAUCAGGCACUAAGGUCGAAACUUAAGUACGAGCUAGCUGAUUUGCCUUCAGAUGCAAGACCAUUGUUGGUUUUCAUUAACAAAAAGAGUGGUGCUCAACAAGGUGAUUCCCUUCGUCAGCGCCUUAAUCUUCUUCUAAAUCCAGUGCAGGUGUGUGAAUUGAGUUCAGUGCAGGGGCCAGAAGUGGGACUCUUCCUCUUCAGGAAGGUUCCCCACUUUAGGGUUCUUGUUUGUGGUGGAGAUGGCACUGCUGGUUGGGUACUGAAUGCCAUCGACAAACAGAAUUUUGUCUCUCCUCCUGCGGUCGCUAUCCUGCCUGCUGGAACCGGGAAUGAUCUAGCCCGAGUAUUGAAUUGGGGUGGUGGUUUGGGUUCUGUGGAGAGACAAGGAGGUUUAUGUACAGUAUUACAGAACAUAGAGCAUGCUGCAGUCACUGUCCUUGAUCGUUGGAAAGUAUCGAUUCUGAACCAACAAGGAAAGCAACUUCUGCCGCCGAAAUAUAUGAACAAUUAUAUAGGGGUUGGGUGUGAUGCGAAGGUCGCCCUUGAUAUUCACAAUCUACGGGAGGAGAAUCCAGAGAGAUUUUACAGCCAGUUUAUGAACAAAGUCCUCUAUGCUAGAGAAGGUGCAAGGAGUAUAAUGGACAGAACAUUCGAAGAUUUCCCGUGGCAAGUUCGAGUUGAGGUGGAUGGUGUUGACAUCGAGGUUCCUGAGGAUGCGGAAGGAGUACUUGUUGCAAACAUUGGAAGUUACAUGGGAGGUGUGGAUUUAUGGCAGAAUGAAGAUGAUACAUAUGAAAACUUUGAUCCACAGUCUAUGCACGAUAAGAUAGUAGAAGUCGUGAGUAUUUCUGGAACAUGGCAUCUUGGGAAACUCCAGGUUGGGUUAUCUCGAGCCAGAAGGUUAGCUCAGGGGCAAUCAGUCAAGAUACAACUUUGUGCACCGUUGCCUGUGCAAAUAGAUGGAGAACCUUGGUUUCAACAGCCAUGUACCCUAACCAUAUCGCACCAUGGCCAGGCUUUCAUGUUAAAGAGAGCCGCGGAGGAGCCACUGGGUCACGCAGCCGCUAUAAUCACAGAUGUUCUAGAGAAUGCAGAAACAAAUCAAGUGAUAAACGCUUCACAGAAACGAGCUCUGCUUCAAGAAAUGGCUCUACGGCUAACUUGAAGAAGGGAAAAAAAAGACAAAAGACAAAAACCUUCCCUCUUCAACAAUCACUCAUCACUGGUUAGUUAAUGACUUAUCAGAAUGUUUACAAAUAUAUGUGUGUUUACAUACCUCGUACCUCUGUCUAACGAAGGGAAUGUUAGAUAAGUCUUCGAAAUCCGCUGAAUGCAAAAAAGCGGGUUCUGUGUGGAAGUAGGAAAAAAAGAAAAAUGGAACCAAAAAAUGGAUUCUGGUUCCUAGAUUUUGGGCUGUUCUCGUGAGUCAGAACAUGAGUGGAGCUGAUUACAAAGCUUGUUAAAUUAUCAAUCUUUUUCUUAUAUUUUUACAAUGGGGUUCUUUUUAUAUACCAACAUAAUUAUUAGAACAAUCUUGUAUGUAUAUUAUAUUUAGAGGAAAAGCCUGUUCUUAUAUAUCUUGUGACCAAUUUCUUGAAACAAGAUCAUUUGGUUCUUUUUCUUUGCUGCGUUUUUUUUCUUAUAAUGUUUCCACUCCUAUAUAACCUCUUAAUUUAUGGGCUGAGUUUUUGAUAUUGAGG
This is a messenger RNA of Thlaspi arvense, 3357 nucleotides long. The record is from the annotation of a GenBank genome assembly. NCBI's taxonomy places the organism in Eukaryota, Viridiplantae, Streptophyta, Magnoliopsida, Brassicales, Brassicaceae.